UACAACGCACGGUGUAUAUAAGAUCGAUAUCUUCAACUGUCGACUUGGAAAGUAAAAUUAAUCAUUCGCAGUGUUGGUUCCUCACUGAUUAAUAAAGUGAAAUAUACCCGGUGACAUUUUGUUACUAAAACGGGAAAUCGUCUAGAUAUUUCAGGAAGAUGUCGUCUUAGUUCGUCUUAGUUGGAUUUAUUUUAAAUACGUGAAAACACUGGAUGUAUUGAAAUGUACAGUAUUACCAUGGAGAUACGAAGUCAACAAUGCAGUAUUGAACUGGAAAUCUCGUUACUCAAAGUAUUACACAUUCAGGCAGACGAAUCAUCAAUGAGGACGUCGUGACGUCAUACGUGUAACCAUGCAAAGAUUGCUUGAACUGCUGUUGUUUAUGGUGCUACAAGCCACAAGGUGGAGAUUUGGUCACUCCAUCGGCUAUAAGCUGACGAUAAUCACAUCAAAAGACCCCGGAUCUGCUACUGCUGGUAACAUAUCAGUCAUGGUGUCGGGUCUGAAGAAUUCUUCCACAACGUGGGAACUGUUGAAACGGACGCCGACAAGCUUUCAAGAAGGAAGUGUUGAUGUCUUCGAGGUUGGUGACACUAAGUUUGGUAUGGUAAGACAACUCCAGCUACUUUUGCAAAAUAACUACGUUUGGACGCUGGAUAAGAUGUAUAUUGAAAAUCCAGAUACUGGUAAAAAGUCCGAGUUUAACUGCAGCUGUCGUUUUAGAUGGCCAAACUUGAUUAAACAUUACUUUGUAAAAAUCGAUGGUGGAUGGUCAGCAUGGUCCGCUUGGGCAGUAUGUGGCACAAACUGUGGUACGUGCCCGACCACCUGCCCGGCUACUCAUAUCACGGUUGGAACCUCCCGGAGCCGGACCAGGACUUGUGAUAACCCCCUUCCAGACAACGGUGGAGAUGCUUGUAAAGGUGCUGAUAGAGAUUACAACUGUACGUUAUGCAUUGAUAACAGAACUACUACCACCAGUAUUCCACCCACAACAACAACAACAACAGCUAAAACAACAACCAAACUGACGACCACGACCACGACCACGACCACGACCACGAUCACGACCACGACCACGGUGUCGCCAACUACAGAAAUGGUUACUUCGGCGGGCCCAGUGUCUUCAACCUCAGCAUCUACACCAACAGUACCAACCACCAUUGCCUCGUCCGCUAUACCGCCUAGUAUUUCCACACCUAGUUACUCGAUUAGUACGACACCUAGUAUUUCAUCUACGGUAGCUUGCGGGGCGGGUACCUGUGAUUCCAGCACCACCACUCAGCCAUUCACCACCCAGCCAUCCACCACCAUCACCACCCAGAAACCUCUACCAUCUCAGCGACCAGGGGAAACAGGCUCGAGUUCAAACUCGUGGGAGACAACAGGUAUCCCGAUCGUUUCAGUGAUUGUGGCAAUACUGGUCGUAUUCAUCAUAAUAUUGGUGGUGGGCUGUCUGAUCAAGCGGCAGCAGAAAAAUAGGAUCGAAGCGAAUUCUGGUGCUCAAGGAGAAGGUGGUGGAGAGGAGGACAAUCCUGAUGGCGAGGCGCCGGAAAAACCUCCGAGCGUCCCGCCUCCUGAUGACCUCGAAGACGACUCCGGGGCACCGCCGCAAGGCGGCUGGAUGGCUAAUGGCGGACAUGCCAUUGCCCACUCGAACUCGAAACCACCAAAUGGUGACAUCAGGAGAAAAGGAGAUCCUGAACCGACUUUGCCCAACGCGGUGAUUGAUUUGGAAGAGCCUGAUGACUCUUCCACGACACUUCAUACACUCUGCCCCGUAGAAAAGACUGCCGCCAGCGGGGCGUGGCCGCAGUACUAUCCCUUGAUAUAUCGGACGUUUACGCCACAUACUAUAAGUUUACCGGGGAAUCAGAUUGUGAAGGGAGGCUCAAUGUCAGAAACCAAGGAUAUAGCCUUAUGUUCAAUGGUGUGAUCAAGGAAUGCGCUCCGAUAUUUGAUACAUGUAUAUUUUUUGAAGAAGUUGAAAUAAGGCGUUGGCUGUCUCCAUGUACGUGUUCUCUGGUUAAGAGGGCAGGUCAUGUUCGAAAGCUAUCAAGAUUACCGUGAUAUAUAGAAGAGUACUAAUGCGGAAAAUGAAAUCGAUGAGUUAACUUUCCGUGAUGAAGAAUGAAAAGUUGCCUGGCGACGAUGACCAUUAAUGGUAGAGGCUACCAGGCGACACAGUCGGCUGGCCGGACCAUGAAUUUGAAGGACACCAGACCUCCAUCUUUGGUGGAUGUGCUUUUCGUAGUUGCGACCGUCUCGUCGGUUUAGUUGACUAGAAAAGAAAGGUCGCAUGACGGCGAAUGAAUUCCUGUUGCUUUUUAUACGCACGAGGUUUGCCUGGAAAAGGAAGCAGACAAGUGGUCAAUAAGUGUCAUAGAAUCGUUAGUAUCCAUUGUUCCCUUCAAACAAAUGACAGAUACUUGUGCAACUGAACUGAUAGCCUGAUGAUGACGGUAUUCAUUUGAUAAUCACUCGAAUGGAAUCAUCAUUGGUUGCCUAUGCUGCGACCAGGCCGGCAGAGUACAGCGGCACUGAACGAGCACGUCUUCAGUGUCUGUACGUUAUGUAUAUAUUCAUUUCUGAGAUUAAGUUAUUUAUUUUUUAUAGUCAUUUGUGAAGGACACAUGCAACCCAUUUGUACAAAGUUAUUGAAUGCGAAAGUCAGUUUUUUUUCCAAACCGACUGCCGAAACCUCAAAUUUCCUUUUAUUUUUAAUAAAGCAUAAUAUCAAUGGCUUACAUGUAUGAGAAUAGUAAGGAGUGCCCACUGUUACGGAAAAAUGAAGGUGCCUCACUGAUCUUGGAGACAAAUCAGUUUUUGCUUGAAAAUGGAAUUGUAUGAACACUGGGACUCCACCAAUAAAUUGAGGUGACGGGUGGGGUUUACAUAUCUUUAAAAAAUUCACCAAUGGAACUAACGUUUGCAACACCUGUGGUUGUUUAACUUAGCACUGUUCGGGAAACAUGAGAAUUCGACUACGUGGGGGAAUAUUCAACCACCUUCUACGUUGUCCCUGCUGAUGACUAUGUUGUUUAAUACGUCUAAUUACAUGUAGCUGAGUUUUUUUAGUCAUUUCAAAAUAUUUUUAAUUACUUAUAGACGGUACAGUUAAUUUAGUAAACAAUUGAAAUCAUCCAUUUUUGUAAGUUAUCAAUA
Molecule: messenger RNA, 3165 nt
Organism: Lineus longissimus
Lineage: Eukaryota; Metazoa; Nemertea; Pilidiophora; Heteronemertea; Lineidae
Exons: 9
Coding region: 353-1936 (527 amino acids)
Molecular function (GO): protein binding
Source: RefSeq, a predicted model, not a curated record